AUGGCAUGGAUCACCUCUCAUUUGAUCCUGUCAAAUGCCACCUGCUGCUCAGGUCCCUGUGGGAAGCUUCCUCCCGCAGCGGAGCAUGAAAGAUGGCGCCCGAACACACCGAUUGAACCUCCGGACAACUCCAGGUACGAAAGAACUGCCGACCAGGCCUCUCUCCCCCCCCGCCGCCAGGCCGCGAAAGAACCGCCGACCAGGCCUCUCUCCCCCCCCCACCGCCAGGCCGCGAAAGAACCGCCGACCAGGCCUCUCUCCCCCCCCCACCGCCAGGCCACGAAAGAACCGCCGACCAGGCCUCUCUCCCCCCCCACCGCCAGGCCGCGAAAGAACCGCCGACCAGGCCUCUCUCCCCCCCCCACCGCCAGGCCGCGAAAGAACCGCCGACCAGGCCUCUCUCCCCCCCCCACCGCCAGGCCGCGAAAGAACCGCCGACCAGGCCUCUCUCCCCCCCCACCGCCAGGCCGCGAAAGAACCGCCGGCCAGGCCUCUCCCCCCCCCCCCACCGCCAGGCCGCGAAAGAACCUCCGACCAGGCCUCUCUCCCCCCCCACCGCCAGGCCGCGAAAGAACCGCCGGCCAGGCCUCUCCCCCCCCCCACCGCCAGGCCGCGAAAGAACCGCCGACCAGGCCUCUCUCCCCCCCCCACCGCCAGGCCGCGAAAGAACCGCCGGCCAGGCCUCUCUCCCCCCCCACCGCCAGGCCGCGAAAGAACCGCCGACCAGGCCUCUCUCCCCCCCCCACCGCCAGGCCGCGAAAGAACCGCCGACCAGGCCUCUCUCCCCCCCCCACCGCCAGGCCGCGAAAAAAAAAACCGCCAGGCCGCUUCCCCCCCCCCCCCCCUCCUCCGGCCACGAAGGACAUAGAGGCUUCCACAUAA
Pogoniulus pusillus (Red-fronted tinkerbird) is the source of this 882-nucleotide messenger RNA. RefSeq names its product proline-rich protein HaeIII subfamily 1-like. The transcript has 2 exons. The coding region runs from base 1 to 882 and encodes 293 amino acids. NCBI's taxonomy places the organism in Eukaryota, Metazoa, Chordata, Aves, Piciformes, Lybiidae. The record is from RefSeq and is a predicted model, not a curated record.